AUGGCGGAGUCUAGCAAGGCCAUUAACCCUAUGAAGCAGAAGUGGGAUGGUUUGGUGCUUCCUGGCGGCCUCGAUUGGGAGUACAGAGGACUUGUCGAUGCAGCAGCAAUGCGGGAUGAGAUCGAGGAUCAGAGGCACUGCGUUCACUGCCACGGCAGCAACAUUGCAGCAUCCUUCGUCCUUUGUCGUCCAAAUCACGACCACCAUCGACAUCUCAUCUCGCACAACCACCAGCACCGUUUUCAACAACCGCAUCUCGCUCCGUUGGCUCCAUCGACCACAGUGCUUUGGCAUCACGAACAUGACCGCGCCGAGUGGAACCGCACUCUUCCUUUGCACCAGCUGACCCUGUAUCCCUUUUUCUCCCCUUCGCUUCUCCCCACGAAACAGGAGCUCAAGGUUGACAAGCUCGUUGUCAACAUCUCCGUUGGUGAGUCGGGUGAUAGGCUCACCCGUGCCACCAAGGUGCUCGAGCAGCUCACUGGUCAGACCCCCGUCACCAGCAAGGCUCGCUACACCCUCCGUGGUUUCGGUAUCCGCCGUAACGAGAAGAUCGCCUGCCACGUCACCAUCCGCGGCCCCAAGGCCGAGGAGAUCAUCGAGCGCGGUCUCAAGGUCAAGGAGUACGAGCUCCGCCGCCGAAACUUCUCCGACACCGGCAACUUCGGUUUCGGUAUCACCGAGCACAUCGACCUCGGCAUCAAGUACGACCCCUCCAUCGGUAUCUUUGGCAUGGACUUCUUCGUCUGCAUGACCCGUGCCGGCUCCCGUGUCGCUCGCCGCAAGCAGCGCGUCGCCCGCGUCGGUGCCCCCCACCGUGUCAAGAAGGAGGAGACCGCCGCUUGGUUCAAGCAGCGCUUCGACGGUAUCAUCAUGCGCUAA
Moesziomyces antarcticus is the source of this 882-nucleotide messenger RNA. Its product is annotated as 60S ribosomal protein L11. The transcript is spliced from 3 exons. Bases 1 to 882 code for a protein of 293 amino acids. Gene Ontology annotation, molecular function: RNA binding; structural constituent of ribosome. The record is from RefSeq and is a predicted model, not a curated record. Gene Ontology annotation, cellular component: cytosolic large ribosomal subunit; ribosome. Lineage: Eukaryota; Fungi; Basidiomycota; Ustilaginomycetes; Ustilaginales; Ustilaginaceae. Gene Ontology annotation, biological process: translation.